Molecule: messenger RNA, 3370 nt
Organism: Danio rerio (zebrafish)
Lineage: Eukaryota; Metazoa; Chordata; Actinopteri; Cypriniformes; Danionidae
Gene: pcdh2a33
Product: protocadherin 2 alpha 33
Biological process (GO): anatomical structure morphogenesis; cell adhesion; homophilic cell-cell adhesion
Cellular component (GO): plasma membrane; membrane
Molecular function (GO): calcium ion binding
Source: RefSeq, marked validated
AUGGCAAUAGUUCCGCUUCAUAAUUGUCUUUCAGUGAUCCUUUUUUAUGUGGUAUUUUGCUUUGGGAGUACUGCGGAGGGACACAUUGUAUAUACGGUGUCGGAAGAGACAAACCCGGGAACAACAGUCGGCAACCUUGCAAAGGAUUUAAACCUGAACUUACAGGAUAUAACCAAUCGGGGAUUUCAACUAGUAUCUGGAGCAAAUAAGAGGUAUUUCGAACUAAAUUCAAAAACUGGAUUUCUCCAUAUUAAUGACAGAAUAGAUAGAGAUGAGCUGUGCGGAAGGAGCUUAAAAUGUUCUUUCCCGUUGGAGGCUAUUGUUAAUGCGCCAUUAAACGUUUACCGCUUUGAAGUAAGCAUUAUAGAUAUUAAUGAUAACUCACCUACAUUUCGUUCCCCUGUGAAGUAUUUUAAUAUAUCAGAGUCUGCAUUUCCUGGGGAAAGAUUUCCAUUACCGACGGCGUUUGACGCGGAUGUGGGCAGCAAUUCAGUCAAGAGCUACAAACUGAGUGCGAAUGAGCACUUUUCUCUGGACGUACAGAGCGGAGGAGAGCAGAGUGUGUCUGCUGAAUUAGUGCUGCAGAAAGCUUUAGAUCGAGAAAAACAGCCGGUGAUCAAGCUCACACUGACCGCUGUAGACGGAGGAAAACCUCCAAGAUCAGGAACAAUAAAUAUAAUCGUCAAUAUUGAGGAUGUGAAUGAUAAUAUUCCUGUUUUCAGUAAGCCUCUAUUCAAAACUCGAGUAGUAGAAAAUUCACCGUUUGGCACCUCAGUGAUCCAAGUUCACGCCAGUGAUCCAGACGAGGGACCAAAUAGUGAAAUAGUGUAUUCAUUACUGAGUCAAGAUAAUGAAAAUAACGCAGAUGCAUUCGCAAUAGAUCCUGAAACCGGUGUUAUAACAGUGAAAGGCACUGUAGACUAUGAAAAAAACGCUGCUGUUGAAAUUAGAGUGCAAGCUAAAGACAAAGGCCAUAAACCACGAGCCGCGUACUGCAAAGUGCUGGUGGAGAUAACUGAUAUAAAUGACAAUACUCCGGAAAUUUCUGUUACCUCUUUAGUAAAUACAGUUAAGGAGGACGCAGCUAAUGGCACAGUGGUUAGCAUGAUAACUGUAUUAGAUAAUGAUGCUGGCAAAAACGGUGAAAUUCAGCUUAAGAUUAGAGAUUCAUUGCCAUUCAAAGUUCAGAACUCAUACAAGAAUUAUUAUACUUUAAUUGUAAACGGACAUUUAGAUCGAGAAACUGCGUCUGAGUAUAAUGUGACAAUCAGCGCUGCUGAUGAAGGGACUCCGCCUCUCUCUAGUACCAGUGUCAUUGCUGUUCACGUUUCUGAUGUCAAUGACAACGCGCCGCGCUUUCCAGAGCCCGUCAUUAAUGUGUAUGUGAAAGAGAACAGUCAGAUUGGAGCUGUUCUUCAUACAGUAUCUGCUGUUGAUCCUGAUGUAGGUGAUAAUGCCAGAAUAACAUAUUCUUUACUAGAAAGCUCUAAAAGCGGCCCGGUAACAUCCAUGAUCAACAUCAACUCCGACACUGGAGAUCUGCACAGUUUACAGUCGUUUAACUAUGAGGAGAUCAAAACAUUUGAGUUUAAAGUUCAGGCCACAGACUCUGGUGUUCCUCCGCUCAGCAGUAACGUGACUGUAAAUGUGUUUGUCCUGGAUGAGAAUGACAACAGUCCCGCGAUUCUCGCGCCCUAUUCCGAGCUCGGUUCCGUUAACACCGAGAACAUUCCCUAUUCUGCUGAGGCGGGCUACUUUGUGGCCAAGAUCAGGGCUGUAGAUGCAGAUUCCGGUUACAACGCGCUGUUGUCCUACCACAUCUCUGAGCCCAAAGGAAACAAUCUGUUCCGAAUCGGAACCAGCAGCGGGGAGAUCAGGACUAAGAGGAGAAUGAGUGACAAUGACCUGAAAACUCACCCGCUGGUCAUUUUGGUUUGUGAUAACGGAGAGCCCUCACUGUCAGCGACUGUGUCUAUUGAUGCUGUGGUUGUUGAAAGCGGAGGUGACGUCAAGACUCCAUUCAGACAUGCGCCGGUAAAGGAGGAGAGUUUCUCGGAUUUAAAUCUGUAUUUGCUGAUCGCCAUUGUGAGUGUGUCCGUCAUCUUUUUACUGAGCCUCAUCAGUUUGAUAGCUGUGAAAUGCCACAGGACAGACAGCAGUUUGGGCAGGUACAGCGCCCCGAUGAUCACCACACACCCUGACGGGAGCUGGUCUUACUCCAAAUCUACUCAGCAGUAUGACGUGUGUUUUAGCUCAGACACACUGAAGAGUGACGUAGUGGUUUUCCCCGCGCCAUUUCCGCCUGCAGAUGCAGAACUGAUCAGUAUUAAUGGAGGAGACACGUUCACCAGAACACAAACACUGCCUAAUAAAGAGAAGCCUAAAGUUCCCAGUUCAGACUGGAGAUAUUCGGCGUCCCUCAGAGCAGGAAUGCAAAGUUCUGUCCGUAUGGAGGAGUCCUCUGUGAUGCAGGGAGCUCAAGGAGUCCUGGUUCAGAACUGGCCCACCGUUUCCAGCGCUCCCGAUAAUGAGGGUGGAGAGGUGUCUCCACCUGUAGGCGCUGGAGUGGACAGCAACAGCUGGCAUUUCCGAUAUGGGCCGGGUCCCGGAGGCCCUCCGCACCUGAAACCCGGUGAAGUUCCUCCCGAAGCCUUCAUCAUCCCUGGAUCUCCGGCCAUUAUUUCCAUCAGACAAGGACAGGACGGUGACGACAAGAGCGACUUUAUUACCUUUGGGAAAAAGGAGGAGGCCAAGAAGUUAAAGAAGAAAAAGAAGAAGGAGAAGAAGGAUAAGCGGGAGAAAGGGAAGGAUGAUGAUGAUUAGAGAGACAGAGGAAGGAUGUCUUUUAAAAGACAGAAGUCUCAACGAAAGUCUGUAGAACAAAAAGUGUGCGUUUAUUAAGUCUGAGAUGCAUAUUUGGGAGCUCGUCCAAAUGUUUUCUUUUUACAAAAACGUUCCUGUUUGAUUACACAAAUACAUGGCAUCCCUUUCCAUUUCUUAAUGAUGAAACUGAUUAAUCUUGCCUGUUAGAUUACUGAUUAGUGUUCUCUACAAUUCAGACUGGAGUUGGUACGUCUGUCUUUUUCAUCCGAUUGGCUUUUGUUUUCCUUUUGAUAGGAAGACAAAAUCUGAUGUAUAAUGUUUGUUAGCUGUGUGCCGCUUCAAGUGUGUUAAAAUGCAGGAGGGAAAAAAAAAACUGCACAUGCUGGUGUAAAUAUGCAGGUCGAGGUGUGUGAAGACGCUAAGUUAACGCUUUUUGCUCAUUCACUUCUCCUGGUGCAGGAUGGGAGAAACAUCCUGUAAAACGAGAGACGCUGAUACAUACUUUCACACAGAGGACACAAAAAAAGUCUCACAUCCUCGAAAUAAA